UUUGGUCAUAUUUUGCCGUAUUUCUAUAUUAUCUAUCAUUAUCAUGUGACUGAGAGACUCUGCACACUGCAAACACUGAGCACUCACUCAAUAGGACUAAAAACUUGGUUCUAUGGAGAAAAGAGCAUUUGUUUUUCCUUUCUUUCACAUAUCUUGUUCUUGUCUUUUUACUAUCUUCCUUUUUGCUACUUCUGCUUCGGGUAGCCUAGUUUUCAACUUCUAUGCAGCUUCAUGCCCCAUAGCAGAACUCAUUGUAAGAGACACUGUCAGUUCAUCCUCUUCUUCUGAUCCUUCAAUUCCUGGGAAGCUCCUUCGUUUGGUUUUUCAUGAUUGCUUCGUGGAGGGAUGUGAUGCUUCUUUGACGCUACAAGGGAAUAACACAGAACAAAGUGAUCCAGCAAAUAGGUCAGUUGGAGGAUUUUCAGUCAUAGAAUCAGCAAAAAGAGUCCUUGAGUUCCUUUGUCCUGGAGCAGUUUCAUGUGCUGACAUAAUUGCUUUGGCUGCUAGAGAUGCUGUUGAAAUUGUUGGUGGUCCUAUGAUUCAAAUUCCCACCGGGAGAAGAGAUGGAAUGGUUUCAAUUGCUUCAAAUGUGAGACCCAACAUUUUGGACACCAGUUUUACAAUGGAUGAGAUGAUUAACCGCUUCUCCAAUAAAGGGUUGUCCUUAUUUGACCUUGUCAUCCUUUCAGGGGCUCACACCAUAGGAACAUCUCAUUGCAGCUCAUUCAGGGAUAGGUUCCAAGAAGACUCAAAGGGAAAGCUCAGACUCAUUGACAAAAGCCUUGAUAGUAGCUAUGCUGAUGAGCUAACGAAAGAGUGUCCCACAAGUGCAAGCCCAAGUGUGCAAGUUAACAAUGAUCCCGAAACAUCCAUGGUCUUUGACAACCAGUACUACAGAAAUCUUCUCACCAACAAGGGUCUUUUCCAAUCUGAUUCUGCCUUGCUAAGUGAUAACAGAACAAGAAAAUUAGUGGAAGACUUGGCAAAUGAUCAAGAGUUUUUCUUUGAAAGUUGGGGCCAGUCUUUCUUGAAGCUCACUAGUGUUGGCGUCAAAACUGGUGAUGAGGGUGAAAUUAGACGUUCUUGUGCAUCAACUAAUGCAUAAAAAAGGGACUGCAACAAAGAAGGCUUUCUAAGUAUAAAAUAAAUGCCAGCUACAUAAUUCUUAUACAAAGUAAAAAGCACAAACUUUUGCAAACAACUUUAUGUGUUGAUCUAUCGCUUUCUCAAUUCUUUCUUGCCAUAUGAUGUGUAUUUCUUUUUUAUUGGUGUAGCAUAACAAAUAUUUAUAUUUUAGUGAAAUAAUGGCAAUUGAAUCUA
Cajanus cajan (pigeon pea) is the source of this 1320-nucleotide messenger RNA. RefSeq names its product peroxidase 46. Lineage: Eukaryota; Viridiplantae; Streptophyta; Magnoliopsida; Fabales; Fabaceae. The record is from RefSeq and is a predicted model, not a curated record. Gene Ontology annotation, molecular function: peroxidase activity; heme binding. Gene Ontology annotation, biological process: hydrogen peroxide catabolic process; response to oxidative stress.